Perca flavescens (yellow perch) is the source of this 930-nucleotide messenger RNA. Its product is annotated as olfactory receptor 142-like. Gene Ontology annotation, biological process: detection of chemical stimulus involved in sensory perception of smell; G protein-coupled receptor signaling pathway. Gene Ontology annotation, cellular component: membrane. Gene Ontology annotation, molecular function: G protein-coupled receptor activity; olfactory receptor activity; odorant binding. Bases 1 to 930 code for a protein of 309 amino acids. The record is from RefSeq and is a predicted model, not a curated record. Lineage: Eukaryota; Metazoa; Chordata; Actinopteri; Perciformes; Percidae. The transcript has a single exon.
AUGAACUCUACGCAGGUUUCAUAUUUCACAUUUGCUGCCUACUUAGACACAGGACCUUUUAAGUACUUAUAUUUUAUGAUUGUCAUGGCUUUAUAUAUUUUCAUUGUCACUGUAAAUGCCUUGCUGAUUGUGGUUAUCUGUAUGAACAGGAGCUUACAUGAACCUAUGUACAUUUUUCUGUGCAGCCUUUUUGUAAAUAAUCUGUAUGGUAGUACAGGGUUGUUUCCAUUCCUUCUGGUUCAGAUCCUCUCUGACAUUCACACUGUUUCUGCUCCCUUCUGUUUCCUCCAGAUUUAUUGUGUACACACUUAUGGAGCUGUUGAAUAUUUAAACUUAGCCGCCAUGUCUUAUGACAGAUAUCUUGCUAUCUGUUAUCCUCUACAAUAUAUCACUCGUAUGACAUCUAAAAAGAUUGCCACUCUUAUUGCUCUAACAUGGUUAUACCCUUUGAUUGCAUGUAUUGUUUAUAGUAUAUAUUUGCACUCCCAUUCCCGGCUCUGUGGGAACGUCAUUAACAAAGUUUAUUGUGACGGCCACUCUAUUGUGAAGCUGGCCUGCUCAGAUUCACAUAUAGUUAAUGCAUUGGGGCUUAUUUUAUCUUUUGGUGUAAUCUUUGGGUCUUUAAUUGUUAUUGUUUACACUUACAUGAAUAUUUUUAAAGUAUGUUUUGAUGGUUCCAAACAGACCAGACAGAAAGCUGUCAGUACCUGCACACCUCACCUCAUUUCACUCUUAAACUUUUCUGUCGGGGCCAGCUUUGAAUUAUUACAGAGCAGGUUUAAUUUGAGCAAUGUAACCAUUAUAAUGCGAAUAUUUUUAUCGGUAUAUUUUCUUACAUUCCCGCCACUCUUCAACCCUGUAAUGUAUGGCCUCAAAAUGUCCAAAAUCCGUGUCAUAGGCAAAAGUCUGAUGGCAAAUGUAGGCUAUUAA